This is a messenger RNA of Otolemur garnettii (small-eared galago), 993 nucleotides long. It is a transcript of the gene ZCWPW2, whose product is annotated as zinc finger CW-type and PWWP domain containing 2. The record is from RefSeq and is a predicted model, not a curated record. NCBI's taxonomy places the organism in Eukaryota, Metazoa, Chordata, Mammalia, Primates, Galagidae. The coding region runs from base 1 to 993 and encodes 330 amino acids. Gene Ontology annotation, molecular function: zinc ion binding. Gene Ontology annotation, cellular component: nucleus. The transcript has 7 exons.
AUGGAUUCUUCAGUGGAAAACAACAUGUAUGUAAACAAAGUGUGGGUUCAAUGUGAAAAUGAAAGUUGUUUGAAGUGGAGAUUGUUGUCAAGUGAGGAUGCAGCCAAAGUUGAUCACAGUGAAUCAUGGUACUGCUUCAUGAACACUGAUCUAAGGUAUAAUAAGUGCUCUAUUUCUGAAGAAGACUUUCCUGAAGUGUCUCAGCUUCAUAAAAGUGGAUUUAAGAUAGUCUAUUCACAGCUCCCUCUUGGAAGCCUGGUUUUGGUAAAAUUACAGAAUUGGCCAAGUUGGCCAGGGAUACUUUGCCCUGAUCCUUUUAAAGGGAAAUAUGUGACCUAUGACCUGGAUGGAAACGUUGAACUGUAUCACAUAGAAUUCCUGGGUGAUCCCCAUUCAAGAUCAUGGAUAGAUGCAACAUUUGUUGGGCAUUAUAGUAUCACAUUAACGCCAGCAAAAUGUAAGAAUAAUAAGAAGUGGUAUAAAAGUGCACUACAAGAGGCAUACCUACUCUAUGGAUAUUCUCAUCAACAAAGACUGGAAAUGUGCAGCCUAUCAAAAGAGGAUAAAUCCAAAUCAAAUGCCAAAGUUGAAUUGAUGACCAAGAAAAGGCCAAAUCUGCCAAAUUCUUUUUCUAGGAAAGCGAUUUUAAAAUAUUCUUUUGAAAACGUUUGUUCAGAUGAUGCCUUGUCAAAGGAAAAUAUGGUUGUCUCUGAGACUGAAGUUUUACUGAAAGAGUUGGAGCAAAUGCUACAGCAAGUGCUGGAGUCCACAGCAACACCAGAUGAAUAUGAAGAAGGGCAUAGAGAAGAAGAAAUAAAUGCAAGAGAAAAGUUAUCUAAAUGCAACCCUGAAGGUCCUGCAGGCAGUCUGUUUGAGAAUCACUAUGAAGAGGACUAUCUUGUAAUUGAUGGGAUAAAAUUAAAAGCUGGAGAAUGUAUUGAUAAUAUAACUAACAAGUUUAAAGAAAUAGAUGCUUUGAUGUCUGAAUUUUAG